UCUCCAUAGAGUUACUUGAGAUCGGAUAAAAUAUUCUAUGUAAUUAUAGAAUUAGAUUGUGUUGCCCAUUAAAGUUUGCUGGGCUUAUUUCUCUAAAAUUGAAUAAUAACUAUGAGAAACCAAGUAUCUAAAAUAGCACAUCAAAGUCUCAGGUUGCAAAAUGUACUAUUCUCAUCUCUGUAACUGGUACUUUACAGUUGCAAUUCUCAUUUUCACCAUUAAAUUCCAUAUUAAUUUCAACCAACUAACAUGGAAAGUAAUUUAAAUCAUAAUGUACAGAAAGAGACCAAGCAUAUCCUUUUCUCCUUACGCCCAGCUAUCUUCAUCUUGUUUCUGUUCUCUUUUGACUCCUAUCAGGUACUCAACUCAGUUAAAGGACAUCAUUUCUUGAUACAUUUCAUGACCAUCCUGAAUUGCUUCAAGUUGGGACUGCAACUCCAGAAGCUCUGCAUUCACAGGACAAAGGCCACAAAUCAGACGCAAACAGAAUCUCUGUCUCCAUCUCCCAACACUGUGUCACCAGUGCCUUUAAACAAUCCAACCAGUGCCCCAAGGUUUGGAACAGUUAUUCCUAAUCGCAUCUUUGUAGGAGGAAUUGAUUUUAAGACUAAUGAAAAUGACCUAAGGAAGUUUUUUGCCCAGUAUGGCUGUGUGAAAGAGGUGAAGAUAGUAAAUGACAGAGCUGGAGUAUCAAAGGGGUAUGGCUUCAUCACUUUCGAAACCCAAGAAGAUGCACAAAAGAUUUUACAAGAGGCUGAAAAGCUUAAUUAUAAGGAUAAGAAAUUGAAUAUUGGUCCAGCAAUAAGAAAACAACAAAUAGGGAUUCCUCGAUCUAGCGUAAUGCCAGCAGCUGGAACAAUGUACUUAACUACUUCAACUGGAUAUCCUUAUACUUACCACAAUGGAGUGGCUUAUUUUCAUACUCCUGAAGUUGCUUCUGUUCCACAACCAUGGCCUUCACGCUCUGUUUCCAGUUCACCAGUGAUGGUAGCUCAACCGGUUUAUCAGCCUCCUACAUAUCAUUAUCAGGCACCAACACAGUGCCUUCCAAGUCAGUGGCAGUGGAGUGUUCCACAGUCUCCUGCCUCUUCACCUUCAUUCUUUUAUCUGCACCCAUCUGAAGUCAUUUAUCAGCCAAUAGAGAUUGCCCAGGAAGGUGGAUGUAUACCUGCUCCUCUCUCUCUAGUGGAAGCUGCAGUUCCCGAGCCAUAUUCUGAUCAUGGAGUUCAAGCAACAUAUCACCAGCUUUAUGCCCAGAGUGCCAUAGCCAUGCCAGCACCUGUGAUUCAAACUGAGCCAGUUAAAGAACCAAGGUUACAUUCUGUGAGAAGAAAUUUUUCUCAUCCUUCGUCUGUGAGUCUGAAACCUCGAUAUACACGAAGUCCCCAUUUUCAUCCUAGAAAAGAUUAUAGAGUGGAAGAUAAAAUUCUUACACCACCACCUUCUACAGAUUCAGUAAAAUAGAUUUUUAGCUAUCUACCUUGCUAAUGUAUUUGUCACAUGGAGGGUAUGUAGUUCUCCAUCUUCUAACAUUUGCCUGAAUGUGCCUAAAUUGAAACGUUACUGCUUUUUGUAGAGUAAUAAAGUGAAGUCCUGCAGUUUGGAUGGGCAAACACAUGAAAUGCAGGAUAAAAUCAUGGUUUCCUUUCUUAGAAAAUACCUUUACAGGACAAAAUUGUAAUUUGUGAUAUACAGACUCCUGUAUAUACAUUAAUUACUAACAGAGAUUGAAAACCAGCAUAGUUUUAUUAAAGGGAAAACGUAACAUUUCACUUCUGGACUACAUAAAUUAAAAGAUCCAUUAUUUGCAAAGUAAAAGCCACUUUCCUGCAUAUUGACAGCAUUUACUUGUUGUGGAUUCAAAUCUGGUUAUUUAAAUCUGUGUGCAUUUUGUUUCAGUUCCAAUAUAGUUUGUGUACUUUUAAUUUUGCUGCAGUCAGAAUUCUCUACUUUUAUAAAAUGUCUUUCUUAUGUGUCAUUUUAGUGUUUAGGGAUAAUAAUUUUUUAAAAUAAAAUUUGGACCACUUGCUUAAUAAUUAAAUAUCUUCAUAUGAGGCUGACAUUUUUCUUAAAUAUGGUAAACUAUACAUCCGUGUUUAUGGUGUGUUUUUAGCUGUAGAGAAAGGCAAGAAUUGACUUCUUACUAUUUUAAGACCAAGGGAAACUUCACCUUGCUUUGAAUUUCUGUUGUCUGUGCACAAUUGAAAAACUCCUUGACAGUAUCAUGUGUUGAGAUGGAAUACUACUUUCUCCUCAACUGCAGGAACAUAAUUUUCCACUUCUUUCCUUGCUCCCUUCCCCUCCCCCUGAAUUCCUCCGAUAUUUUGUAAAACUGAUUCCUAAAAGGUUAAAACUCAGCCUCUGUAGUUAAUGGGAGUACCAGCUGUGGCUUAUUGCUUAUGUAGUCCUGAGGUCUUUAUUUUAUGUAUGUAAAAUACCCUUGAGCUUUUAAUUUUGCAUCUGCUCUGUAGAAAUUUCCUAACUGCAUUUUGAGAUUUUUUUUUUUUUUUUUUUUUUAUCACAUGGGGAUCUUGCAGAGUGGGCACUGUAGUCAGUAAAUAAUCCACGAGUGAUAUGUAAAUAUCUUAUUUAAAGAUCAUUCUAGCAGUCAAUGGCAUUCUUUCAUAUUGUGCUGGAAAAGAGGUGGAGUCUGCUUCUGUUCCUGCACUGGUUUGGCAUUGCUGUGAGAGGAGACUCCCUCAAGUAUGUCAUUUUAUUUGUGGUCUUGAUUGCAAGUUUGCUCAGAUGGAUUUGCCCCUUUUGCUAGGCAGAAAAAGAAGUCUACACAAAUAUGACUUAAACCUUUUGUUUUUAAAAAAGAUGUUACCCUAACAGUUGUGGGGAUUGUUUUAACAAUAAAUAUCAAAAAGAGAUGCAAUUUGUUAGAUUCGUGGGGAUCUCAACCUACUUUUGAUGGGAGAAGAAGCCAGGUUGUCAUGUCUCUGGGCCAGUCUGUACAACCCAUGCAGUUGUUCUUCUGUUUGAUUUAGAUUUUAGAUUUCAUGAAUAUAAAUAUUUUAAAGAAAUCUUGGCACAUCCUAACAAUAAUUCAUCUUCAUGGGAGCAUUUUUAGGUAGUAAAUAUUUCUGUAAAUGAUAAGCUAUCUCCAAAGCUACCCGGGAAAGGUUUUAUGUUCUGUUAGAGCCUUAUUUCUCAUAUCAUGAAAUAUCUGUUUGACCCAGGAUUCAUAAGAUUAGCCUUAAGUCCUUAUUUUCGGGAUUUGGAGUUUUGGUUUACCAAACAUGACUUCCCAGUUUUUAAAACACUUUAAAGGUCUAAGAAGUUAAUUUUAUACCAAGUGCUAUAUCAAAAAAUGUACUUACAAGGAAGUCUUUGGAACUAAUUGCUUGGAAGUGUACAAAUAUGAUGCAGUCACUUGCAUGUCCGUCAGAUUAAGUGGCAUUUAAUCUAAAUACUCACAAAUGGUAGUUUAUUUCCCUUUAUCAGGACAGGUGUCAGAUUGUUGAUACUGACUUGAUCCUGCAGCCUUUGCUUCAAAGGGGAUUUAUUUUGUUUUUACUUACAUAAAAAUUUGAUCAUUUGGAAGGUUAUGCAAUUUUGGGCACAAAAGGAUAUCUGUAAUGUUCUGUGGGGACUGUUAAGUUCAGCCUUGUUGGGAUUCUGUCAUCAGGGCUUUACUCAUAGUGCUUUGUUUUGAUCUGAGAGACCUGGAAAAGACCAAGGUGGAGCACUGAUUGUUGGUUUUCCUCCAAGAACUACAGAUCACUGGUCGAGUAUUGAGGGCUCCCCACUGAUAUAUAUGUAUGUCGUACGCUUAUCUUUCUUUAAAAUGUUUGCCAAGAAUGAUGGCAUUGUAUGAAUUAGCAGUAACCUAACCUUUAAGCUUUCAGUAGUUGGAUCUUUCAUAAGAAACAAUAGAGGCACAAUAAAUGACUUUCGUAGUUAUAUUCGUAGUGUAUUCCUGUAACAUAUAAUAGGAAAGAACUACAUCAUUUCCUCUCGAGUAGUGCCUAAAAUUGCAUCUUGACAUUCUAACA
Dromaius novaehollandiae (emu) is the source of this 3998-nucleotide messenger RNA. RefSeq names its product boule homolog, RNA binding protein (gene BOLL). NCBI's taxonomy places the organism in Eukaryota, Metazoa, Chordata, Aves, Casuariiformes, Dromaiidae. The transcript is spliced from 11 exons. Gene Ontology annotation, biological process: positive regulation of translational initiation; 3'-UTR-mediated mRNA stabilization. Gene Ontology annotation, cellular component: cytoplasm. The coding region runs from base 250 to 1464 and encodes 404 amino acids. Gene Ontology annotation, molecular function: translation activator activity; mRNA 3'-UTR binding; protein binding. The record is from RefSeq and is a predicted model, not a curated record.